Molecule: messenger RNA, 1005 nt
Organism: Danio rerio (zebrafish)
Lineage: Eukaryota; Metazoa; Chordata; Actinopteri; Cypriniformes; Danionidae
Source: RefSeq, a predicted model, not a curated record
UCACGUAUAAAGAACUAAGUAGCCGUAUUUUUAUUUUGUAUGCAAACCAUAAGCGUAGAAUGUACAGAUAUUUGCAUGAAUAUGGACGUGUGUUGUGAUUCAAAUUCUGAUGCAAAUAACGAUCAAUGUGUGUAAGAAAGAUGGAGGACAAUCGUCAGAAAAUUUUUGUCAACAAAUCUGGCAAUUUAAUAAUAUUUGUAACGACUGUAGAGAAUAAAACAAAGCAUAUUUCACCUACUACAACUGAGGAUGCACCCGAUGAAGCUUGCUUUGAAAGCACCAGCCAAUCAGGAAGAGAAGAAGGAGAAAUCCCAGAGGCCUCUCACACUUUAACAUUGCCAUUUCAUCUGCUGGAGAGUGUUGUUGAAGGACUGCUGGAAAAACUCGACAUUUUGGACACUGAUCUUUCUGAAACACUUGUUUCCAGUCUAAUAAAGGCACUGGCAAGCCUGGCAGGGAUUAAUGUUGAUGUCUGCACCGCAGGCAGUUUUACAGAAGACACUGUUUUACAGAUCAGAAAUGAAGCUCUUGGCAUCCUGGCACAUAAGGUCAACGUGAAGACAAUGAAAAGGCAUGAAAACAAUCUGGUUGUGGGCUACGUCACCGCUGUCCUAUCUGCAGCCAUCAUUAACUACACGGUCAUGCAUCCUGAGGCACUAAUGAGUUACUCGAAUGAAAGCCUAGCCGGAUCAAAUGCUGAGUUUUCUGUCAAGAAAGAUCUGAUGGAGAGAUGUGCUGCAUCUCCAUCUACCUGCAAAAGCAUCAGUGAGAUGUACCUGCAUUCUGACCAGAAGGAAACAGAUGAGAGAUGCAGUGGAGACCAGAAAGCGGGCGCUGAUACAUCUCCUGAUUCAGCUCUCAUAGACGUCAGGCCGAGAGUGAAGAGAGGCAUUCAGGGCUCUCUGUCCAAACUGUUCUCCUUCAAGAGCAGGGCCUUUCAACGAGUGACUCCUUCGUCUGAGGAAAUCUGAAGAAACAUUAAUAAAAUGUGAUUAUUUGAUGUAA